AAUUUCUAGGCCGCCUCUUCUCUAUCACCACUUCCCUAUCCUUUAUUAUUAAACCCUAACCUAAUUUACGUUUUUCAUCAGUUGCUCUCCUUUCUCUCGCUCACUCGCUCUCAUCAUAUUGGAAAUUACUCCGAUUUGUUCGAUCUAUAAGGUUACAGGUGGUGUGUAUUCUGUGGAGUUACAAAGUUUUAGAGGUGUAAGUGAAACUUAUUUUAUGUCCGAACAAGCCAUCUUCUAUUUGGGAUCCAUUGGAUUGCUAGGAGAGUAUUGUCCUACGUCAAAGAAAAAGAACCGUCAUUUCUCAGGCCGGGUUGACUGUAUGCAUCUCGAAUCAUUAAAGGAAGAGCACUUCGCCUAUUCUGGUUGCUGGAAGGCACAACCGGCACUUUGCAAUUGUUCUUCUGAAGAAUUCUCUUAAUAUACCUAACACUUCAUCCAGGAAUUUCUUGCUGAAUCAAAGAUGGCUUUGCAAAACAUAGGUGCCAGCAAUAGUGAUGAUGCCUUCUACAGGUAUAAGAUGCCCAGGAUGCUUACCAAGAUAGAGGGCCGUGGGAAUGGUAUCAAGACAAAUGUUGUGAACAUGGUUGACAUUGCCAAAGCAUUAGCAAGGCCCCCAUCCUAUACAACAAAAUAUUUUGGAAAUGAGCUUGGGGCGCAGUCGAAAUUUGAUGAAAAAUCUGGAACUGCCCUUGUCAAUGGAGCUCAUGAAACUCCCAAACUUGCUGGUCUUCUUGAGAACUUUAUUAAGAAAUAUGUUCAGUGCUAUGGUUGUGGAAAUCCUGAAACAGAGGUCAUAAUAACCAAAACUCAGAUGAUCCAACUAAAAUGUGCUGCAUGUGGUUUCCUGUCUGAUGUGGACAUGAGGGACAAGCUGACAACUUUUAUACUUAAGAAUCCACCUGAGGCGAAGAAGUCCUCUAAGGACAAGAAAGCUAUGAGAAGAGCUGAGAAGGAGCGGCUGAAGGAAGGCGAGGCUGCUGAUGAAGAGCUGAAGAAGCUGAAGAAAGAAACUAAGAAAAAGGUUUCCUCCAAAGAUGCUAGCGCAAAACCUAGUUCUAAAAAGAAACAUGGUGGCUCCGCUGAGGAUCGUGUUUCACCACCUAGAAGCCAUGCUAAUGUGAAAGAAGAGGUGGAUGAAGAUGAUGAUGAUGAUGACGUCCAGUGGCAGACUGAUACAUCGCUGGAAGCUGCUAAGCAGCGUAUACAAGAACAGCUAAAUGCUGCGACUGCCGAAAUGGUUAUGCUGUCCACAGUUGAGUCAGAGAAAAAGAAGUCCAAGGCAGCUACUCAAACCCCGAGUCCUAAAGCAGCUGCUUCUGUGACACCUGAGAAUUCCAAGACCGAGAAUGGUGAGUCAAACCAUGAGAGGCUUGUUAGGGAAGUAAAAGCAAAUCUAAAAAAGGGAGUUACUGCCAGCAAAGUACAAUCCUUUUUGGGUUCACUCUCUGGAUCUCCUCAGGAAGUUGUUACUGCUUUGUACGACGCACUCUUGGAUGGCGUUGAGAAAGGAUUUGCCAAGGAGGUUAUUAAGAAGAAAAGCUACCUUGCUGCUGUUGCUCAAGAUGAGGAGUCUCAACUACGAUUGCUUAGAGCUAUAGAAGAAUUUUGUGGGAAAUCCAACGCAGUCACACUGAAGGAAGUGGCUCUGGUUUUGAAAGCUUUAUAUGAUGCUGAUCUAUUGGAAGAAGAAUAUAUAGUACAGUGGUACAACAAGGGCGUCGUAACAAACAAGGACUCCAAAAUUUGGAAGAAUGUCAAACCCUUUGUUGAAUGGCUACAGAGUGCUGAGUCCGAGUCCGAAGAGGAAUGAGAUCAGAAGUGUUUUUGCCUGUUCAGAUUGCUGUCUUAAGCUGGUUUGCUUUGCCUGAGAUGCUAUCGCGUUAGACAUUCACAUGUUUGUUUAUCUUAUGAUGUUUGUGUUUGUUUUUUUAUGAUAUUUGUGUUGUCUGUGCUGCAAACUCAUGGGGAAGUUCCAUUUGAUGUCUUUACGUGAAUAAAACUUCCCUUAUAUAGUACAUCUCCUUAUUACCCGUAAAAGGAACUGGUUCUUCAGUAGUUCUUUGUCAUGAUCGCUACCGACCUUUAUCUUAGACAUGUAUGAAAUCUGAUUAUUGAAUUUGGCAUUCAUUCCUACUCC
Messenger RNA from Solanum dulcamara, 2137 nucleotides. RefSeq names its product eukaryotic translation initiation factor 5-like. Gene Ontology annotation, biological process: formation of cytoplasmic translation initiation complex; translational initiation; formation of translation preinitiation complex. Gene Ontology annotation, cellular component: cytosol. The coding region runs from base 461 to 1810 and encodes 449 amino acids. The transcript has 2 exons. The record is from RefSeq and is a predicted model, not a curated record. Gene Ontology annotation, molecular function: GDP-dissociation inhibitor activity; eukaryotic initiation factor eIF2 binding; translation initiation factor activity. NCBI's taxonomy places the organism in Eukaryota, Viridiplantae, Streptophyta, Magnoliopsida, Solanales, Solanaceae.